Molecule: messenger RNA, 696 nt
Organism: Cynoglossus semilaevis (tongue sole)
Lineage: Eukaryota; Metazoa; Chordata; Actinopteri; Pleuronectiformes; Cynoglossidae
Gene: timm9
Product: translocase of inner mitochondrial membrane 9 homolog
Exons: 4
Coding region: 127-396 (89 amino acids)
Source: RefSeq, a predicted model, not a curated record
AACCUUUGUACGCCCUGGUUUCCUACCGGAAGUUUUAUCUUGAGGCGCAAUCCACAUCCGAUUGUUAGUCAUGUCAGGGUCAAACGUUUUACACGCGAGUUGAGUUUUACAUUUGUCAAGUGAAAGAUGGCGGCGCAGGCGAGCGAGUCUGACCAGAUUAAACAAUUCAAGGAGUUUCUGGGAACCUACAACAAGGUGACAGAAAACUGCUUCAUGGAUUGUGUGAAAGAUUUUACCACUAGAGAAGUGAAAGCAGAUGAGUCGAAUUGUUCAGAGUUCUGCCUACAAAAGUACCUGAAGAUGACUCAGCGGAUCUCCAUGCGUUUUCAAGAGUAUCACAUUCAGCAGAACGAGGCUUUAGCCGCUAAAGCAGGGCUGCUGGGACAGCCACGCUGAAAUGAACUCACACAUCACAUGACCACAGGAGGUGGUCUUCUGUGCAUUAUUGGAAAUAUUAUGUUAAGACUGUGAAGUUGUCUUUAAAUGUGUUUAUGCUGAAACUUAUGUUGUAUUGACUUACCUGCCAUGUUUUUUUUUAAAUAAAUGUCAAAUGUUAAAGUAAGCCUUGUGUCUUAGGUUAAAACAAGAAUGUGUGUGUGUGGGGCAUGAAGAUGUAACUUUAUUAACAACUAUGUUUUUAAAUCACAACUGCUCACUAUGACUGUAAUUAAAGAUAAAUAAAACAUGAACUGGAGA